Messenger RNA from Pelodiscus sinensis (Chinese soft-shelled turtle), 1284 nucleotides. The record is from RefSeq and is a predicted model, not a curated record. NCBI's taxonomy places the organism in Eukaryota, Metazoa, Chordata, Testudines, Trionychidae.
GGUGACUGCUCCUGCCACUGGAGAGCCAGGCCCCUCCCGUGUGCUGUCCCCAGGCUGGGGGGGGCUGGUUUUCCACAGGGCUCAUCCUUGUCUCCGAGCCCCCCAAUUGGAAAUUAAAACAUGGAGGGAUUCCUGGAGAUAAAGCUGCCCCACGGAGCCCUCGGCUCCCUCCGCUGCAGCACAGAGGGGCCAAGUAGGGCUCUUUCCAGUCGUGCCGAGUGGGGAGGCAGCCAGGGUGUGGCCAGGCCCAGGCUGUGCUGAGGCAGGCGGCAGUCGUGGUCUCGCCCGGCAGAGGGCUGGCCCAGUGCCUGCUGGUUCCACGGGGUGCAAGUGGCUCCAGCCAUCGCAGGCCGCUGAGCUGUGACUGAAUAGCCGUGCCCAGCGGGUAGGGUGCCGCCCGGCCUGGAGGGCGCAUCCCGCAGGCCCCAAGCUCUGACUGGGACGGGGUGGGAGCGUAGGGAGUAGUGCCCGGCCCUGACUUGCCCUCUCCCGAUGUCCCUGCUGGGCUGGGUCCGGUUUCUCCCCUUGGCAGCUCUUGUGGGGGAGAGAUUUCCCCCUCCUCCGGCAUCCCAUCCCAGCUCGAUUAGAGCCAGCCUGACCCCGAGCGUCCCCUAGGAGCCCUCUCUCCGUCUCUGGGGCUGAGGCGCCGUCUCCGCUCUCCCCUGCAGGCCCACGUUCCAGUACUUCACCUGGCACACCUGCGUGCUGGGCAUCCUGGGCUGCGGCAUCAUGAUGUUCCUCAUCAGCCCCAUCUACGCCUCGGCCAGCGUGGCCUUCAUGCUGCUGCUGCUGCUGGCCCUGCACUACCUGUCACCGAGCAGCAGCUGGGGCUACAUCAGCCAGGCCCUCAUCUUCCACCAGGUCCGGAAGUACCUGCUGAUGCUGGACGUCCGGAAGGAGCACGUCAAGUUCUGGCGCCCCCAGAUGCUGCUGGUGGUGCAGAACCCCCGGUCCUGCCUCCAGCUGAUCAGCUUCGUCAACGACCUAAAAAAGAGCGGCCUGUACGUGCUGGGCCACGUGGAGCUGGCGCAGUUAGACUCCCUGCCCUCCGACCCCCUGCAGACGCAGGCUGACUCCUGGCUCCUGCUGGUCGACAGGCUGAACAUCAAAGCCUUUGUGAACCUCACGCUGGCCGACUCGGUGAGACACGGCGUCCAGCAGCUGCUCUUCAUCUCCGGGCUGGGUGAGUCGCCGCGGGCAGCGCCCAGUGCACGCUGGGUGUGCCGUGGGAAGGGGCCAGUCGCAGGGUUACUGCCUGCCAGGUCCUCUGCAAGGGCAGUGUAG